Messenger RNA from Caenorhabditis elegans, 987 nucleotides. It is a transcript of the gene unc-4, whose product is annotated as Homeobox protein unc-4. NCBI's taxonomy places the organism in Eukaryota, Metazoa, Nematoda, Chromadorea, Rhabditida, Rhabditidae. Gene Ontology annotation, biological process: regulation of DNA-templated transcription. The transcript is spliced from 6 exons. The coding region runs from base 120 to 878 and encodes 252 amino acids. Gene Ontology annotation, cellular component: nucleus. The record is from RefSeq and is marked reviewed. Gene Ontology annotation, molecular function: DNA binding; DNA-binding transcription factor activity, RNA polymerase II-specific.
AUUGGUUUCGAGAAGAAGGCGGAGCCGAAGUGGGUUCUUCUUUCUUUUUUUUGUGGUAGAAGUCUAGCAGGAUUAAGCUACUAUUCCAUUAGAGGAUCUUCUUCUUCCAAAAAGUGAAAAUGAUCGGUGCACUGCAUGCAUGUGUGGACGCUGAGCCAAAAAUUAUCAACGACAUUUGGGCAGAUUUCUGGAAAUCACAAAUUAAUUCAGUCCUCCUGAAUCCAUCCGAUGGAUCGGAAACGUAUCUAGCAUCUGACAAUGGAAAAUCUACAUCAUCCCGGGAACAAUCCACGUCACCGGAUGACGAUAACCUGUUGAUGAACGAAGACGAUGGAAUCGCCUUAGAAGAUGAUAAUGACACUGGUGAAUCUGCUGCAAAAAGACGAAGGACUAGGACGAACUUUUCCGGUUGGCAACUGGAAGAGCUCGAAUCAGCAUUCGAAGCUUCUCACUAUCCAGACGUUUUCAUGCGGGAAGCACUUGCAAUGAGAUUAGAUUUGCUAGAAAGUCGAGUUCAGGUAUGGUUCCAAAAUCGUCGUGCAAAAUGGCGAAAGCGAGAGCAAAACCGAAAUGGUUCGAGUGAGAUUAAAAAGGAUGAUGGAGAACAAAUGGAAACAAAAGCUCUACCAACAUUUCCAUUCUCAAUUGACAGUAUUUUGGCAGUUAGUAGAGUGCCUCGAGGCAGGCGACCAAAUGCGAAAUAUCCCAGGGUUCAGGCCUGCAAAAACCUAUCACCAUUUAUGAUUCCUUUGUUUCCAAUCACUCAGCCUGGUGGGAAUGUAAUUCGUGAAAAGUCUCCCCCUCUUCCAACCCAACAAUCUCAGAUCGUAGCGACUAAUGCAUUGACUACGGUUGCUGAAUUACUGAAAAGUGUAUAAAUUUUUUUAAAAUUCAAUUUUGAACCGUGCCCUCCAUUGGUUAUUUGUACCUCCAGUUUCUCUUCUUCAUUUCUAAGAUUCAAAUUUAAUAAAUUUUAUCAAAAUGAUC